Molecule: messenger RNA, 2303 nt
Organism: Octodon degus (degu)
Lineage: Eukaryota; Metazoa; Chordata; Mammalia; Rodentia; Octodontidae
Gene: Map2k5
Product: mitogen-activated protein kinase kinase 5
Exons: 22
Coding region: 525-1871 (448 amino acids)
Biological process (GO): protein phosphorylation
Molecular function (GO): protein kinase activity; ATP binding; protein binding
Source: RefSeq, a predicted model, not a curated record
UCUUCUUCUCGCCGCCUCCGUCGCAGCCGGGUGGCGCGGCCUCGGGGAGCGGGGGCUGAGCCCGUACGCGCCGCGCCCUCGCUUCCCAGGGGCGGAGGACUCGCCCCCGACCCCGCGCGGGGCCCUCGGCUCCCCCCGGGCCCGGCGUUCCCGGGCUUCGUUCCUCGUGGCCGGGACGCUCCCCUCCGGCACUCCGGAGGGGCGGACACCUGCCGCCGGUGGUCCCCCAGUCGCGUCCUUGCGCCACACCGACCGCCCAGAGAGUCCCCGUUCCGUUUGCCCUCCUUCCCACCGCCACAGCCUCCCGACCUCCGGUUCCUCCUGCCCCGGCCGCUCCCCAGGGCACCCUCGGCGGGCGGAGGACCCCGCCAACCCCGCGGAGCCUGGGCCAGGCCUGUGCCCGGACUCCCUGCCGGGCGCCCCUCAUCCUUCCGCCCGCGCCCCGUUUUCACUCUCUGCCCCUCUUGUCGCCGCUUGGAGCCCCUCCUCCUCAGGGCACGGGAUGUGAGCCCCUUUAACCUGUAAUGCUGUGGCUGGCCCUUGGCCCCUACGGUGCCAUGGAGAACCAGGUGCUGGUGAUUCGCAUCAGGAUUCCAAAUACUGGCGCGGUGGACUGGACAGUGCACUCCGGGCCCCAGUUACUCUUCAGAGAUGUGCUGGAUGUGCUAGGCCAGGUUUUGCCCGAAGCCACAACUACAGCAUUUGAAUAUGAAGAUGAAGAUGGUGAUAGAAUUACUGUGAGAAGUGAUGAAGAAAUGAAGGCAAUGCUGUCGUAUUAUUAUUCCACAGUAAUGGAACAGCAAGUAAAUGGACAGUUAAUAGAGCCUCUGCAGAUAUUUCCAAGAGCCUGCAAGCCUCCUGGGGAACGGAACAUACAUGGCCUGAAGGUGAAUACCCGGGCUGGACCCUCUCAACACACCAGCCCUGCAGUGUUGGAUUCACUCCCAAGCAAUAGCUUAAAGAAGUCCUCUGCUGAAUUGAAAAAAAUAUUAGCCAAUGGCCAGAUGAAUGAACAAGACAUAUGCAAUCAAGACACCCUUGGUCAUGGCAACGGAGGCACGGUCUACAAAGCAUAUCAUGUCCCAAGUGGGAAAAUACUAGCUGUAAAGGUCAUACUAUUAGAUAUUACACUGGAACUUCAGAAGCAAAUUAUGUCUGAAUUGGAGAUUCUUUACAAGUGUGAUUCAUCAUAUAUCAUAGGGUUUUAUGGGGCAUUUUUCGUAGAAAACAGAAUUUCCAUAUGUACAGAAUUCAUGGAUGGGGGCUCUUUGGAUGUAUAUAGGAAAAUUCCAGAACAUGUUCUCGGAAGAAUUGCAGUAGCAGUUGUCAAAGGCCUUACCUAUUUGUGGAGCUUGAAGAUUUUACACAGAGAUGUGAAGCCUUCCAACAUGCUCGUGAACUCGCGAGGACAAGUCAAGCUCUGUGAUUUUGGUGUAAGCACUCAGCUGGUGAAUUCUAUAGCCAAGACGUAUGUUGGAACAAAUGCUUAUAUGGCGCCUGAAAGAAUUUCAGGAGAGCAGUAUGGAAUUCAUUCUGACGUCUGGAGCUUAGGAAUCUCUUUCAUGGAGCUUGCUCUUGGGAGGUUCCCAUAUCCUCAGAUUCAGAAAAACCAGGGAUCUUUAAUGCCUCUCCAGCUUCUGCAGUGCAUUGUUGAUGAGGAUUCGCCCGUCCUUCCGGUUGGAGAGUUCUCCGAGCCGUUUGUACAUUUCAUCACUCAGUGCAUGCGAAAACAGCCAAAAGAAAGGCCAGCACCAGAGGAACUGAUGGGCCACCCGUUCAUCGUGCAGUUCAAUGACGGAAACACCACUGUGGUGUCCAUGUGGGUAUGCAGGGCACUGGAGGAGAGGCGCAGCCAGCAGGGGCCCCCGUGAGGCCACCCAGGGAAGUCCAGAACUGGUCACCCAGGGGACACCACCCACAGGCCCUCUGCAUUCGCUGCCAGCACCAGAAGAGCUUCACUGGCCCAGCCCUUCGCACUCGCCUUCGCCCUACGGUGGAUAGCCCUGCCUGGGCACCCUCCGGGGUGCAUCUCCUACCUGGCAGUCCUCACGCCUGUCCUGAGCACCGAGUCCAGCAGGCUGGGUCAGCCCGAGUGGCCGGGGGAAGUGCCCUGGCCCCUGCUCCCCUUGUACUAACACUGCUCUGUAAAGGUCAGGCCCUGUGGGCAGCACCGGUGGAAUAAAGUGUUGCCGCCUUGGGCAUCUCCCCACAGCCGAGUGUUCAGUGCAUCCGGCAGCCACGCGGGGUCUCCACAUGAACAGGGCCUCUGGGACAGGUGUGCCACCCAGGCAUCUGAUGGCACC